Calypte anna (Anna's hummingbird) is the source of this 1105-nucleotide messenger RNA. RefSeq names its product clavesin 2 (gene CLVS2). The transcript has 5 exons. NCBI's taxonomy places the organism in Eukaryota, Metazoa, Chordata, Aves, Apodiformes, Trochilidae. Gene Ontology annotation, cellular component: membrane. The coding region runs from base 1 to 984 and encodes 327 amino acids. Gene Ontology annotation, molecular function: phosphatidylinositol bisphosphate binding. The record is from RefSeq and is a predicted model, not a curated record.
AUGACUCAUUUGCAGGCAGGUCUCUCCCCGGAGACUCUGGAGAAAGCUCGGCUGGAGCUGAAUGAGAACCCCGACACCUUGCACCAGGACAUCCAGGAGGUGCGGGACAUGGUGAUCACCCGGCCGGACAUCGGCUUUCUCCGCACCGACGAUGCCUUCAUCCUGCGGUUCCUGCGGGCCAGGAAGUUUCAGCACUUCGAGGCGUUUCGCCUCCUGGCCCAGUACUUUGAAUAUCGCCAGCAGAACCUGGACAUGUUCAAAAGCUUCAAGGCCACAGACCCGGGCAUCAAGCAGGCUCUGAAGGAUGGCUUCCCCGGCGGGCUGGCCAACCUGGACCACUACGGCAGGAAGAUCCUUGUCCUCUUUGCUGCCAACUGGGACCAGAGCAGGUACACACUGGUGGAUAUUUUGCGUGCCAUACUUCUUUCUUUAGAAGCCAUGAUAGAAGACCCCGAGCUUCAAGUGAAUGGAUUUGUUUUGAUUAUAGACUGGAGCAACUUCACCUUCAAGCAGGCCUCCAAGCUCACACCAAGCAUGCUCAGAUUAGCCAUUGAGGGCCUUCAGGACAGUUUUCCAGCUCGGUUUGGAGGAAUACAUUUCGUCAAUCAGCCGUGGUAUAUCCAUGCUCUCUACACAGUUAUUCGUCCCUUUUUAAAGGAGAAGACACGAAAAAGGAUAUUCCUGCAUGGUAAUAACCUCAACAGCCUGCAUCAGCUGAUACACCCUGAGAUCCUGCCAUCAGAAUUUGGAGGAAUGUUGCCCCCCUAUGACAUGGGGACAUGGGCAAGAACACUGCUUGACCAUGAGUACGAUGAUGACAGUGAAAGCAAUGCAGACUCCUACAACACUCCUGCAAAGGAUAUAGAAAAGGACCUCUCUCCCAAAUCCAUGAAAAGGUCUCAGUCAGUUGUGGAUCCAGGGGUGCUGAAACGCAUGGAUAAGAAUGAGGAAGAAAACAUGCAGCCUUUGCUUUCACUUGACUAACAGUUCCUGAGCAUCAGACAAGAACUGAGGUAGAAUGCACUGCCUCUCAGCAGCAAGCAAACCAUUGGGAAAGAAUCUACCCGCUGGAAACCCAUUUACUCAUGUUAAUGUAGCAUAAUGG